AUGGCUGUCACUACUUAUACGGAGAACAUGGAUUUCUCAACCUUUUCCAACAUCAUCAAUGGCCAAACCAGAGGUACUGCCGCCACACGUCAUGGCAUCAACCCUUCAACAUGCGAGGCGUUGCCAGACUGUCCUGUGUCAACCCAAACAGACGUUGAGGAUGCUAUACAAGCAGCCCGCUCUGCAUUCGAAAGUUGGAAAACGACGCCUAUUGAGGUUCGAAAAGAGAAGAUCAAGGGCUUGGCAGAUGCGCUCGCGGCAGAGAAAGCAGAAUUCGCGCGUCUGCUUAUAGCGGAGCAGGGAAAGCCUGCUAUGUUUGCCGACCAUGAGAUCGGCCGUGGAGUUCACUGGCUCACUGGGACGUGUGAGCUUGAUAUGCCCGUGGACGAGGUAGAUGACGAUCCAGAGAGACGCAUCUCGACUCGUUAUGUCCCCCUGGGAGUAGUUGCCGCGAUAGUCCCGUGGAAUUAUCCCAUCAUGCUUCUGUGCGGAAAGCUUGGUCCAGCACUGAUGGCAGGCAACUGUAUUAUUGUCAAGCCCUCUCCCUUCACACCCUACUGUGGCAUCAAAAUAGUCGAGCUUGCACAGCGAUUCUUCCCACCUGGCGUUGUGCAGGUCUUGAGCGGAGGCGAUGAUCUAGGCCCCAUGUUGACAGCCCACCCAGGCAUUGAUAAAAUCAGCUUUACUGGCUCCACAGCCACGGGCAAGAGGGUCAUGGAGAGCGCAAGCAAGAAUUUGACCAGGGUUACUUUAGAGCUGGGAGGCAACGAUGCUGCGAUUAUCUGUGCAGAUGCAGACAUAGAGAACGCCGCUUCACAAAUUGCAGUGGCCGCAUUUAUGAACGCGGGUCAGAUCUGCAUUGCUGUCAAGCGGAUUUAUGUCCAUAAAGACAUAUAUGACGCUUUCAAGGCCUCGUUCAUCAAGCAUGUAUCACAGCUCAAAGUUGGCGACGGGUUUGCAGAUGGCAUCUUCAUGGGACCAGUCCAGAAUGAACUCCAAUUUCAGCGUGUCAAGGUGCACCUCGAUGACAUAGCAAAAAAUGAUUUCGCUGUCUUGAAGGGCGGAGACAUGUCAGAGGGUCUGCAGAAAGGGUACUUCAUCCAACCUACCGUUGUGGAUAACCCGCCAGAUGAUAGCAAGAUCGUGACCGAAGAACCCUUUGGGCCAGUAGUGCCUUUACUGAAGUGGUCUGGGGUAGACGAGGUCUUGUCCCGUGUCAACUCAAGCGACAUGGGCUUGGGAGGUUCAGUUUGGACGGCUGAUGAAGAGCUUGCGAUGCGUAUUGCUGAUGGACUUGAUGUCGGCAGUGUUUGGUUCAACGAGCAUCUAGCUAUUGAACCCAAAGCUACAUUCGGAGGUCACAAGAACAGUGGCUUAGGACGUGAAUGGGGUGUUGAUGGGCUGCGAGGAUAUUGCAACUCCAAGACAUAUUUUAUCAAGAAGAGCAAGUAG
Fusarium mangiferae is the source of this 1452-nucleotide messenger RNA. RefSeq lists its product as uncharacterized. Lineage: Eukaryota; Fungi; Ascomycota; Sordariomycetes; Hypocreales; Nectriaceae. Gene Ontology annotation, molecular function: aldehyde dehydrogenase (NAD+) activity. Bases 1 to 1452 code for a protein of 483 amino acids. The record is from RefSeq and is a predicted model, not a curated record. The transcript has 4 exons.